CUUCUGAAGGAGAACCUUCCUCUUUCCUACCGUCAACAAAUUGUGGAGUUUAUACUUCAAAAUACUGGGCAAAAGGAUUUCAAUAUUGAUCCAACAUUCCGAGAUCCAUAUACUGGCGCGAGUGCUUAUGUACCUGGACAGCCAUCAAAUACUUCUGGUAUAUCGGCUAAACCCACCUUCAAGCAUAUCCCAAAGAGGGGAAUGCUGGUUUUUGAUGCGGCUCAAUUUGAUGGCAUCCUCAAAAAGAUUUCAGAAUUCAACAACACUCUACUGGCUGACUCGGAAAAAAAGGACUUGUCUCUGACAGAGCCGAAGAUAUCUAGACUGGGCGCUAUUGUUAAAAUUCUGAAGGACACAUCACACUACCAUUCGAGCACGUUUGCUGAUGUUGACAUUGCCUUGUUGCUGAAAUUGCUGAAAUCAUUGCCGCUUGCAAUGAUAUUUCCUGUUAUUGACAUUCUGAGGAUGAUUGUCCUGCACCCUGAUGGGGCAACUGUACUUCUCAGGCAUGUUGAAGUCAAUGAUGUGGUAAUGGAAAUGAUUAUGAAAGUCACUACCGAACCUGCAGUUCCAGCAAAUUUUUUAACCAGUAUCCGUGCUGUAACUAAUAUUUUCAAAAAUUCAAGCUACUAUUUAUGGCUGCAAAAGCAUCGAUGUGAUAUUCUUGAUGCAUUUUUAAGUUGUCUUGCAUCUCCAAACAAGAAUUUACAGUUGGCUUAUUCUACACUGAUACUAAAUUAUGCAGUGCUGCUAAUUGAAAAGAAGGAUGAAGAAGGUCAAUCCCAUGUUCUUUCAGCAGCUUUAGAGAUUGCUGAGCAGGAAAAUCUAGAAGUUGAUUCAAGAUUUCGAGCUUUAGUUGCCAUUGGGUCAUUGAUGCUCGAGGGUCUGGUGAAAAAACUAGCAAUGGACUUUGAUGUUAUGAACAUUGCCAAAGUAGCAAAGGCUUCUGAGGAUGUCUGCCGCAGAUUUUCUUGUUUUUACAUUGUUGUUUAG
This is a messenger RNA of Hibiscus syriacus, 993 nucleotides long. RefSeq lists its product as uncharacterized. Lineage: Eukaryota; Viridiplantae; Streptophyta; Magnoliopsida; Malvales; Malvaceae. The record is from RefSeq and is a predicted model, not a curated record. Gene Ontology annotation, cellular component: nucleus; cytoplasm. The transcript has 11 exons. Gene Ontology annotation, molecular function: ubiquitin binding. The coding region runs from base 202 to 993 and encodes 263 amino acids. Gene Ontology annotation, biological process: proteasome-mediated ubiquitin-dependent protein catabolic process; ubiquitin recycling.